Messenger RNA from Carica papaya (papaya), 752 nucleotides. Its product is annotated as ubiquitin-ribosomal protein eS31 fusion protein. Gene Ontology annotation, cellular component: ribosome. The record is from RefSeq and is a predicted model, not a curated record. Lineage: Eukaryota; Viridiplantae; Streptophyta; Magnoliopsida; Brassicales; Caricaceae. Gene Ontology annotation, biological process: translation. Gene Ontology annotation, molecular function: structural constituent of ribosome; protein binding.
UCUCAUAAAUAAAACCCUUGUAUUAUCCAGAGCAUCUUCAAAUUCAUCACUACUCAAACCCUAGCCGCUCUUCUCUGUUUCUCUGCAUCUCCUAAAGAUGCAGAUCUUCGUCAAGACCUUGACGGGUAAGACCAUAACCCUAGAGGUAGAGUCCUCUGAUACCAUCGACAAUGUGAAGGCCAAGAUCCAGGACAAGGAGGGCAUUCCCCCGGACCAGCAGCGUCUCAUCUUCGCCGGUAAGCAGCUUGAGGAUGGUCGUACCCUCGCCGAUUAUAAUAUCCAGAAGGAGUCAACACUGCAUCUCGUUCUUCGGUUGAGAGGUGGCGCCAAGAAGCGUAAGAAGAAGACCUACACCAAGCCAAAGAAGAUCAAGCACAAGAAGAAGAAGGUUAAGCUCGCGGUGCUCCAGUUCUACAGGGUUGAAGAUGGUGGCAAGGUGCAGAGGCUGAGGAAGGAGUGUCCCAACGCCGAGUGUGGCGCCGGAACCUUCAUGGCAAAUCACUUUGACAGGCACUAUUGUGGUAAGUGUGGCCUUACCUAUGUGUACCAGAAGGCCGGCGGUGAUUGAUCCGAGAACCAUGAAACUUUUUUCGUCUUCUAAAGAGUUAUGUUUAUCUUAAUAGCUUUUUGGGGUUAGAUUUUAAAUUACGAAGUACUUCUGGAAUUUAUACCUUCUCUGUUAUGGUUUAUUUUGUUACUUUGGAUGUUCAUUGUGGAUUUUAAGUGAUUAAAUUUAUUAGCUUUUUAAACUA